CUUCAACAAUCGUGUUCAUGCUCGUGCAUGCAACUGUAGCUGUCAAAUCUCGUUAAUUCUAUUAAUUUCUUCGCAAAAAUUUGCAAUUUUUUCAUGGUUUGUAUUUGAUUUAACUUGUUACAAGGGAAGUCAACAGUUCAAGGGUUAGAAGAGUGCGUAUUGUAUUGCGAAUUGUUAUCGGAAUAUGUAGGUAUGUGAAGUUAUUUUGAUCAAAACACGCGAAAAGGCUUGCAUAUCGAACAGCCGGCACAAAAACCGCCAACCGGUCUCUUUCUCGCCUUCGGUAGUCAGCGGUCGAUCAUUUUCGCGUCAUUCUGCGCCGCCAUAUUGUUAUUCUCGUUGGUGAAAAGCCGUCGCUGCAUCGCAGUUUCUGUAAUAUCCUACCGAGAGAACGGGUGUGCUGGAAUUUUUCGCAGGAUACGGCGAAAGUAGCGGACUCUGGUCGGAUUCCAACUGAAUGCAAAAUUAGAAACGCUGCAAAAUGUCAAAUAUCGUGCUGGAUAAGGAUUGCUUCUAUCGACGGAUAAAGCGUUUGUACGCAAAUUGGAAGGAACCGGAAUUCGGUCACGAUGACUCGCUGUCAAAGGUGGACUGCAUUUUGACGGCGGUCGGAGCGGACGAGGAAACGAUCUACAGCAAAUCAACAUCGCUCCAGACGUGGCUUCUGGGCUACGAGCUUACCGAUACGAUCACAUUACUGUGCGAGAAGACGAUCUACUUCCUGACCAGCAAGAAGAAGAUCGAUUUCCUCAAACCGAUCGACAAGGAGGGUGAGGAGAAUGUUCCGGCCGUGAAGCUACUUGUGCGGGAUAAGAACGACAAAGAUAUGGCCAACUUUGGAAAACUCCUAGAAGCAAUCAAAGAAUCGAAGAACGGCAAAACUUUGGGAGUUUUUACAAAGGACAAGUUCCCCGGUAGUUUCUGCGAGUCGUGGCGUGCCUUUCUGAAGGAUAAAAACUUUGAAAAUGUCGACGUUAGUGUUGCCAUCGGGUACAUCAUGUGUGCCAAGGAGGACACCGAGGUGAUUACAAUAAAAAAAGCCUGUCUGGUGACGGUGGAUGUGUUCAACAAGUACCUUAAGGAUCACAUCAUGGAAAUUAUUGAUGCUGAUAAGAAAGUGAAGCACGCCAAACUGUCGGAGGGUGUUGAGCAGGCAUUGACCGACAAGAAGUAUGUUACAGGGGUGGACGUCAAUCAGUUAGAUAUGUGCUACCCGCCGCUCAUUCAGUCCGGUGGAAAUUACAACCUUAAAUUCAGCGCCGAAAACGAUAAAUCCUAUUUGCACUUUGGUGCGAUCAUUUGCGCUCUGGGAGCUCGCUAUAAGUCCUACUGCUCAAACAUUGUUCGUACGUUGCUGGUCAAUCCGACGGAUACAAUGCAGAAGCAUUACAAUUUUCUGCUGAAUUUGGAAGAGGAACUGUUAAAGGUUAUGGUUCCAGGAAAGAAGUUGUCCGACGUUUACGAGGCAGGCUUGGAGUACGCUAAAAAAGAGGAGCCCAAGUUGGUGGACAAACUGACCAAAACGUACGGGUUUGCCGUAGGUUUAGAGUUCCGAGAGAAUUCGAUGAUUAUCGGACCAAAGUGUACAGCAGUAUUGAAGAAAGGAAUGGCUUUUAGCGUAAAUGUUGGUCUGGCUGGUUUAGAGAACAAAGAAGCUGCCGAUAAAGAAUCGAAGGUUUAUGCAUUGUUUGUUGGCGAUACCGUUCUGGUUAACGAUGAGUCACCGGCGAGUGUUUUAACUCAGUCUAAGAAGAAAAUCAAAAAUAUCGGUAUCUUCCUGAAGGAUGACGAGGAGGAAGACGAAGAAGAGGAAGAGAAAACAAAAAAAGCUCCAGAAAUUUUGGGCCGAAGUGGCAAGCGAUCAACCGUAUUGGAGAGCAAGCUACGUAAUGAGCAGAACUCCGAGGAGAAGCGAAAGCAACAUCAGAAAGAAUUGGCCGAUGCGUUGAACGAGAAGGCCAAAGAGCGGUUGGCGAAACAAGGGGGUGGCAAGGAAGCGGAAAAGGUGCGAAAGUCUACUGUUUCCUAUAAGGGUGGCGUAAAUCAGAUGCCAAGAGAACCGGAGGUCAAGGAACUGAAACUAUUUGUUGAUCGAAAGUACGAGACUGUCAUUAUGCCUAUUUUCGGCAUUACUGUACCGUUCCACAUUUCAACCAUCAAAAACAUCUCACAGUCGGUGGAAGGCGACUAUACUUAUCUGCGUAUCAACUUCUUCCAUCCGGGCGCGACUAUGGGUCGCAAUGAGGGAGCAGUUUAUCCGAAUCCCGACGCCACAUUUGUGAAAGAAGUGACAUACCGAUCAACCAAUACAAAGGAGCCGGGAGAAAUCAAUGCUCCCUCGACAAAUUUGAACACCGCGUUCCGGUUGAUUAAGGAAGUACAGAAGCGCUUCAAAACUCGUGAAGCGGAAGAACGCGAGAAAGAGGAUUUGGUGAAGCAGGACACCCUGGUUCUAUCGCAAAACAAGGGUAAUCCUAAAUUGAAAGAUCUAUAUAUCAGACCAAACAUUGUAAGCAAACGCAUGACCGGGUCGCUGGAGGCGCACAUAAACGGCUACCGCUACACGUCCGUCCGGGGCGACAAGGUAGACGUUCUCUACAACAACAUCAAGAGUUCCUUCUUCCAACCGUGUGAUGGCGAGAUGAUCAUCCUACUACAUUUUCAUCUGAAGCAUGCCAUUCUUUUCGGCAAGAAGAAACAUCUGGAUGUGCAGUUCUAUACAGAAGUCGGUGAAAUUACCACCGAUCUGGGCAAACAUCAGCACAUGCACGAUCGUGACGAUUUGGCAGCUGAACAGGCCGAACGAGAACUGCGCCAUAAAUUGAAGACGGCCUUCAAAAGUUUCUGCGAAAAGGUGGAAGCUAUGACCAAACAACAGAUCGAAUUUGAUACGCCCUUCCGGGAUCUUGGUUUUCCGGGAGCCCCGUUCCGCAGUACUGUUCUGCUCCAGCCGACGUCCGGUUCCCUUGUUAAUCUGACUGAGUGGCCACCAUUCGUCAUCACACUGGAGGACGUGGAAUUGGUGCAUUUCGAACGUGUCCAGUUCCACCUGCGAAACUUCGAUAUGGUGUUUGUGUUCAAGAACUACUCACAGAAAAUUGCGAUGGUUAACGCGAUUCCGAUGAACAUGUUGGAUCACGUAAAGGAGUGGUUGAACUCUUGCGACAUUCGUUACUCGGAGGGUAUAAUCUCCCUGAAUUGGGCCAAAAUCAUGAAAACCAUUACGGACGAUCCGGAAGGUUUCUUUGAAACAGGUGGCUGGAACUUCCUUGAUCCGGAAUCGGACGAUGAAAACCAAGGCAACGAUGAUUCCGAGGACGAGGAAGACGACGCGUACGAACCAACCGAUGAUGAUGAAGAAUAUGAAUCCGACUCGGAGGAUUACUCGGAAGCGUCCGAAGAAGAUGAUUCUGCAUCGGAAGACGAUCUUGGCUCGGAUGAAGAGUCUGGCAAAGACUGGUCCGAUUUGGAGCGCGAGGCUGCCGAAGAGGACCGAAACAGAGACAAAGAUGACUUUGUCGAUGAUAGACAUUCGUCAAAGAAGCGAUCGCAUCACAGACGUGAUCGAGGAGUUGAAUCGUCCUCGAUCAAAAAGAAGCGACCAGAAGCGCACAGUUCAUCUAAAAGUAGCAGUCGCGAUAAACACAAGGAUAAACACAACGAUAAGCACAAGGACAAGCAUCGUAGCAGCAGCGGAAGUGGUAAGCACAACAGCUCUAGCAACGAUAAACACAAGAGCAGCAGCAGCAGCCACAAGAGGUCACGGGACGAUUCCAGAGACAAUUCGCACCAUCACAAGAGCAAAAAGUCCAAAAAAUAAUUGCUGUGCCCUCGUGAUACCGUUGUCUUCUUUUUAUGGGGACCGGUUCUUUUACUCAGAGUUGAUCCGAGUGCUCUUGGGAGCCCCCAGAAAAUUGUCUUUUUUUUCUCGUUCAACUCAACUCAUGAAUUCACCUUUGAAAGUUAAGUUCAAUCAGUUUUUGUUUGCCGUUAAUUUAUUGGUCAGAAUAUAAAUUUAGUAAGCACAUUGACAAAGAAAACAAA
Topomyia yanbarensis is the source of this 4044-nucleotide messenger RNA. It is a transcript of the gene dre4, whose product is annotated as FACT complex subunit spt16. Gene Ontology annotation, cellular component: FACT complex. Gene Ontology annotation, molecular function: nucleosome binding. Gene Ontology annotation, biological process: transcription elongation by RNA polymerase II; positive regulation of transcription elongation by RNA polymerase II. The record is from RefSeq and is a predicted model, not a curated record. Lineage: Eukaryota; Metazoa; Arthropoda; Insecta; Diptera; Culicidae. Bases 482 to 3820 code for a protein of 1112 amino acids. The transcript is spliced from 10 exons.